AUGCCAAUGGGGCUAAAGGGAGCGCCGGCCACCUUCCAACGAAUUAUGAAUGACUUUAAGAAGCACUUAAGAGCGCGCGUAUUUAUUUAUAUAGAUGACCUUAUUGUAACUUCGGAAACUCCUGAAGAACACCUUCAGGAUAUAGACGAAGUCCUUUCCCAGAUUGAGGCUAUAGGGUUUAUCCUAAGUAAGGAUGGAAUACAACCCAGUCCUGAAAAGGUAAAGGCAAUUCGCCGUUACCCGACGCCAACUAAUGUGAGUGAAGUGAGAGCGUUUUUGGGAAUGUGUUCCUUUUUCAGACGUUUUAUUUAUAACUUUGCGUUUAUAGCAGCUCCGCUUUAUAAUCUUUUGAAGAAAAAUGCAAAAUUUGUAUGGACAAAGGAAUGUGCGGACGCUAUGUCCGAACUCCAAGAUCAUCUUGUUUCACCACCCAUUUUGGCAGCGCCUCGUCUAGGAGAACCAUUUGUGAUUGAAACAGACGGUUCUUCUAAGGCCGUAGCCGCAGUUUUGAGACAAGAUCAGAAUGGAGAAAUGAGAUGCAUAGCUUAUGCUAGUAGGGCUUUAAAUCAACAUGAAUCUCGUUAUCCACCAAUAGAACUAGAAGCGCUGGGAUUAGUUUUUGCGGUGCAGAAAUUCCGCCCGUAUAUUGACGGUGCGAAAUGUACCGUUAUCACGGAUCAUGCACCACUUAAGGCUCUCUUGCAUCGCAAAGACCUAAUGGGACGCUUGGCAAAAUAUCAAAUAAUAUUGCAGGAAUAUGAUAUUCAAAUUGUUUAUCGCCCCGGUAAGCACAAUUUACUGUGCGAUGCUCUUUCACGUAAUCCGCCUAUCUAUGGUAUAUCCACAGGCGAAGAGGAGGAAGAAUAUCAUUUCUCCUCUACAGAAGCGAGAAAGGAGCAAGAUGAGUGCCCGUGGAUAUCUCUGUAUAAGACAGCCUUGCAAGAAGGUUCUGAUGAGCCUGAACUCUCUGAGUAUAUUAUCAUCAAUGACAUGCUUUACAAAAUACCAACCAAAAUUACAGAAUUACCUCAGUUAGUGUUGCCCGAGAAUUCACAGGUAGGGAGAAAACUCAUAGAAAAGAUGCACUCAUCUCAAAUGGAUGGCUUUUGCCAACCACCGCCCUCAUGCUUAUCAUCUGCAGUGACCGAAAAGGUCAUCUUGCUCUUAGUCGACAGAUUUACGGCUAAUCGGGGCCCAUGCUGGAAAGACUUAUCCCAGUCCUAUAACGACGAUUUCAACAUGAAGACGAUUACUUCGGCCGGAACUACGUCCCACCACGCACAUGUCAUAGUCGAUGACUUGACGUCCCGCUGCGAAGAAGUGCUUCCACAGCCGAUGCCGUUACCCUAUCGCCGCCCUCGACUGGAACUUUGA
Molecule: messenger RNA, 1374 nt
Organism: Cylicocyclus nassatus
Lineage: Eukaryota; Metazoa; Nematoda; Chromadorea; Rhabditida; Strongylidae
Source: the annotation of a GenBank genome assembly